Neltuma alba is the source of this 1113-nucleotide messenger RNA. RefSeq names its product putative pre-16S rRNA nuclease. Gene Ontology annotation, biological process: rRNA 5'-end processing. The transcript is spliced from 6 exons. Bases 73 to 777 code for a protein of 234 amino acids. The record is from RefSeq and is a predicted model, not a curated record. Lineage: Eukaryota; Viridiplantae; Streptophyta; Magnoliopsida; Fabales; Fabaceae.
UUAGGGCAGAAGCGCGCGCGCCCACACACAUGUUGGUUAAAUGUGAAACUAAACGUCGGCAUUCCCUCUCCAAUGUCGACGCAACAUCUGCGACCUCUGCCUCUUCCCAAUCCGUUGCUCUGUUGUAAACUGCGUGUUUCUCUCAAUGCAACACGCUCUUCUUCUUUGAAACGAUGUUCAUCCCAGAAUGGAGCAAAGGCAAUUUUGACCUUAGAAGAACUUCCUCCUAAUGCCCUUCGCCGCAAGAAAGACCCACAAUGGAGAGGAGGCUUCAGCCUCGGACUCGACCUGGGAUUGGCUCGCACAGGCCUUGCCCUCAGUAAAGGCUUCACUGUUCGUCCUUUGACGGUUUUGGAAUUGCGAGGGCAGAAGCUUGAGGUCCAGCUUCUUAAGAUUGCUGAACAGGAGGAAGCUGAUGAGUUUAUUGUUGGACUUCCUAAAUCUUCUGAUGGGAAGGAGACACCACAAUCAAACAAAGUUCGCAGCAUUGCAGGAAGGCUUGCAGUUCGAGCUGCAGAGAGGGGUUGGAGAGUGUAUCUACAGGACGAACAUGGGACAACAACGGAAGCAACAGAUCGAAUGAUUAACAUGGGCCUCAGUAAGUCCACACAGCAAAGGAAACUUGAUGCUUUUGCUGCCAUGAUGGUACUGGAGAGAUAUUUCCACUUGUCAGGUGAGGGUGUUGAACUUGUAUUGCCGAAGAAUCUUGAUCUGCAAGAAAAACUUCAGAGGGGUCCUCCCAAAGACAUUGAUUUCUUGGAUGAACUUGAGGGCUGAAGAGUGAUCUCAGAGAGGUGGUGACAUGGGAUGAAGCCUUUGAAAACCGUGCUGUCAUUCAUGCUUGAGAAACUACGCACGAACGAGCAGAAAAGAAAGACUUAAAUGUUUUAACAAUCGUUCAUCAGCUUGAAAGAAUUCCAGAGGUUUUAAUCUGGAAACGGAAAAACGGAGGGUGAAACUAGGAGGAAGUAACCAUUCACAGCUGUCAUUUGAAAAGCUGUACGAAUGUUAUUCUUUCAAGUCCUAAACGUUGCAAUCUAUGUAACCAUAUUUGCUGUGAUUAAAAAAAUUGGUUAAGUUAUUUGUGAAAAAUGUGAUCAACUCGAGUCUGAA